CCGACGGUGGCAACAGAAGAUGGCUGUGAGGUGGUGGUGGUGCUGGGCUGCCGAAGUGUGUGUGAGUGCUGGCUAGGGGCCGUACUGUAGUAGAUGCCGUUGGAACCCCUUCCAGGCAACAGUAGUGACCGUUCUGCAGUGGUGGUGCGAAAGCGGGGCUCCAAGAAGAUGAUAUUUCAAGUGUCUGCGGGCGAGUUAUCCUCGGAGAUGUUAAAUAUAUCUAAGAAAUCAGCUUCUUGCUUUGUGAACUUCUCCAGACUACAGCAGAUGACAAACAUUCAAGCUGAAAUCUACCAGAAAAACCUGGAAAUUGAACUUUUAAGACUAGAAAAAGAUGCAGCAGAUGUUAUUCAUCCUUCCUUUUUGGCUCAGAAGUGUAAUGCUCUGCAAAACAUGAAUAAUCAUUUGGAAGCGGUGCUAAAAGAAAAGAGGUCCCUGCGGCAAAGACUGUUGAAACCCAUGUGCCAGGAAAACUUGCCUAUUGAAGCUGUUUAUCACAGAUACAUGGUACAUUUGCUGGAGUUGGCAGUGACUUUCAUUGAAAGAUUAGAAAACCAUCUGGAAACAAUUAGAAAUAUCCCUCAUUUAGAUGAAAAUCUAAAGAAAAUGAGCAAGGCUUUAGCAAAAAUGGAUAUUUUGGUGACUGAGACAGAAGAACUGGCAGAGAAUAUACUCAAGUGGCAAGAACAACAAAAGGAAGUUUCCUCUUGUAUCCCCAAAAUACUAGCUGAAGAAAAUUAUCUUCAUAAACAUGAUGCUAUAAUGCCAUCUUUACCUUUUACUUCUAAAGUUCAUAUCCAAACUGUUAAUGCCAAGUGAUUGUCAAUGGUUUAUUUUUGCUUAAUUACAUAUAGUCAUGCAAAGUC
Molecule: messenger RNA, 866 nt
Organism: Panthera uncia (snow leopard)
Lineage: Eukaryota; Metazoa; Chordata; Mammalia; Carnivora; Felidae
Gene: HAUS2
Product: HAUS augmin like complex subunit 2
Exons: 6
Coding region: 94-819 (241 amino acids)
Biological process (GO): centrosome cycle; microtubule nucleation; spindle assembly
Cellular component (GO): mitotic spindle microtubule; centrosome; HAUS complex
Source: RefSeq, a predicted model, not a curated record